Messenger RNA from Rotaria socialis, 339 nucleotides. Lineage: Eukaryota; Metazoa; Rotifera; Eurotatoria; Philodinida; Philodinidae. The record is from the annotation of a GenBank genome assembly.
AUGGCAUUUAUUGAAGUACCUAUACAAAUCGUUAAUGAAUGGAUAGGCACACGUUUACUUUGUGCCGUUGAUGCUGGUGCUUAUUUUGGUUCAACAGCGGUAUUCGUUCUACACCGUUCAAACUCUAUCGAUUGUCCUGAUGAAAAAUCACGUUAUAGUUCAAAUAUCUUUUCAAUGAUUGGCACUAUAUUUCUCUUUUGUUUUUGGCCAUCAUUCAAUGCAGGUGAUGAAACUGGCAUUGAUCGUCUUUAUGCCGUCACAUAUAUGUCUCAAUAUGUGCCUCAGUUGUUGGUGCGUUUCUCAUGUCAUCUGUUCUUAAAAGAGGCAAAUUCGAUAUGA